Molecule: messenger RNA, 839 nt
Organism: Emiliania huxleyi CCMP1516
Lineage: Eukaryota; Haptophyta; Isochrysidales; Noelaerhabdaceae
Exons: 2
Biological process (GO): positive regulation of transcription by RNA polymerase II
Cellular component (GO): nucleus; mediator complex
Molecular function (GO): cyclin-dependent protein serine/threonine kinase regulator activity
Source: RefSeq, a predicted model, not a curated record
ACAUGAGCGCGCUCACCGAGGCCGAGGCCGAUCGGGCCCUCUUCUAUUACAGCUCUUACCUCAUGGCUCUCGGGCAUCAGGCCGGGCUGCGCCAGCGCGCGUGCCUGACUGCGGCGCUGAUCUUUCGCCGCUUCUACAGCUCGCGCAGCUUGGAGGCUCACGACCCUCUCCUGCUGGCGCCGACCGCUCUGCUGGUCGGGUCAAAGGUGGAGGAGUGCCAGGCGGCCGCUUCUGCCCUAGAACGCGCCAUGCCGAAGCUGAGGAAAGACCUCGGCGACGAGACCAAUCCGUACAGCGCUCAGGACAUGGAUGCGUGCGAGCAGGUCCUCUUCGAGGCGGUGAUGUUUGAACCCGAGGCGCCCGUGUCGUGCGACCCGCACGCUGCGAUCGCGCGCCACCUCGCGCUCGCCAUGGGCGAGGGCGACGGCGCUGCCGGUGGCAGCUGCGAGGGCAGCGCAAACGUCGAGCUCACCGCGACAGCGUGCUAUCUUGCCAACGACAUCUGCAAGACGGCAUUGCCGCUCAGCGUCGCCGACGACGCCAUUGGGCUGGCGUGCGUCGCGCUUGCCUGUCGAAUGCUCCGUCGGCCGCUGCCGCCGCCGCUCGAGUGCCCCGGCGCCCUUCUCGAGCAGGUGGCGGGCGCGUUCACGCAGGUGUACCGUGCGGUGGCGGACGAGUCUGGGCUGCAGUUCGGGAAGUCGUGCCUCGGGCUGCACCAGCGAGUCGGCGCCAGCCACCGGGCCGCGCGGACGCGCGCACGCCCUGCUGGCCAGCGCGCGAGGGCGCGAUGAUGUCAGUUUUGUCGGCUGGCUGGCCAUUCCGGGUGGGUGAGUCGUUUG